This is a messenger RNA of Phaeoacremonium minimum UCRPA7, 5013 nucleotides long. Its product is annotated as putative phosphatidylinositol 4-kinase protein. Gene Ontology annotation, biological process: phosphatidylinositol-mediated signaling; phosphatidylinositol phosphate biosynthetic process. The coding region runs from base 1 to 5013 and encodes 1670 amino acids. Gene Ontology annotation, cellular component: plasma membrane; cytoplasm. NCBI's taxonomy places the organism in Eukaryota, Fungi, Ascomycota, Sordariomycetes, Togniniales, Togniniaceae. The record is from RefSeq and is a predicted model, not a curated record. Gene Ontology annotation, molecular function: 1-phosphatidylinositol 4-kinase activity. The transcript has 7 exons.
AUGACCAUUCGCGAAUUCGAAGUGCUGUUGGCACUAUGCAAAGCCGCGCCAUUGGUUCAGACUGCCACAAGUGCCCAGAAGCUUGCGAGGCAAUUAACUCCGUACAUACUCGACUCCCAUACCCAAGUCUUCGUGCCGUCCCCCUUUUUUCGCAAGGUUGAGCCGUCGCCAACGGAGGCCCUGACGUUCCAUGUCACCGCUGCCUUGCUCUCCCUAGGCAUACAACACGACGAUGUACAUGAAAACGUAUCAGCAAAUAUCUGGGCGUAUCUCAAUGCAUGUGAUCAGGCCACCGAGAGUGUAAUUUCUACGCAGGGAGAUGAAGAUGAUGCCAGCUUGGAAGAUGCCAUUCGAACGGCAACAAUUGCAGUGUCCCUUCUAGGCUUCUUGGAUGCUGCUUCUGCGCAAGCCGAGUUCUGGAGGUCUGGUGGACGAAUGGCUUUGAUCCAGCGGCUUAAGGAGACGCUCUCAGAGCCAUUCUUGACUGCGGUGGAAACGGCAUUCUCGACGAUUCGUAAUGCACAUGCUCAUGAACGUAUAGCAAAAGAAUGGAAGCGAUACAUGCGCCACUAUUCAGAGUUAGGGCGACCACUAGGAGCGAUGCUGCUCCAGCAGAGCUUCAUGCGACUCCUUGUCGCCGGCACUUCACUCCUGGUAGCCGAAGUCUCCGCUUUGAGGAGCUCUCAUAUUCUCGACUUGUUGAUGUCUGGCGAGGGCCUCUUGCGUCCUAGAACGGCGGCAAGUGGCGAUGCCAAUUUCAAGUCUGUCGAAACGUAUGCUUCGAUUGUCAUCGACCAGAUGACAUUCCUCGACGCCAGCGCCGAUUAUACUCGUCUGGGCUCUGUUUCUCAGCAGAAGCUCGCCUUCGGUGUCAAGGCUGCUGCCCUGAUCAGCUAUAUCAACUGUGCAAGACUUAAUGAGGAUGCAGCAGAUACAGAGACUCUCAUCUCCUGGCUUGAGGAUGCUCUCGCCGAUCACAUUCAAAUGGCCGACGAGAACCUGGCCUCUGUUGUUCUUCGUUCCAUGGCCCUAAUUUGCCGAAUCUCACCACCUUACUCUGCGACUGUCUGCCGCCUAUUGCCUCGUUUCAUUGUGCAGAGUGGUGCACAGGGGCAUAUCAUUACAACUGCUUCACAGUCGCUAGCCUAUGUUCUCCAAAUGCUUUCCACAGAUGCCGUGAUUACUACUCUUUAUACUCUGGGCAAUGUUCUCAGCCCAGGUGGUGAAAGGGGGCUGACCAACGGGCUCAAUGGUAGCUCAGCUAUCGAUGGCGGGAGCAGUUCUGAAAUUUAUAAUGGGAGGCACUCGACCGGGAGCUCCAUUUCUCUCCAGAUUUCAGGCGAGGAAGAUACAUCCCAUGUCUAUGGCAAUGUCGUAGAGGGUAUAUGCGGAAUUGCAAGUGCGUGCAAAGACGAGAAGAUCUCCGCUCUGGCUCAAUCAAUGCUUCUUCAAAAGUACGACAAGAUCAAUAGCCUUGUCGACGCACGUAUCAUUACUGGGGCCGCUGUAUUGGCCCUGAAUGGAGGACAACUCGAGUUCCGCUCACUACUAAAACUGUACACCCGAAUUUGCCACGAUGCAGUGGUUGAGCACAAGGACCUGAUACUCACCGCGGUCAUGAAAGCUAGAAACUACAUCUCCGCAAAUCUUCGUCAAGGUUCCCCGCUCUAUGAUAUCUAUUGGGAACAUAUCCUUGACAGCAUUGUUUCGAAGGGCGAUGUUCACCAGACAAGCCACGCCAAGGAAUCUGAUAUUGAGCUCGCAGCUCGAGAGAUCGCUCAGUUACUACAGCCGCUUGCGAUCUUCAUGUCUACCAAUGAUAUGGCGUCCGACGACUGGACAGAUGAUGACACUCACUCUCUGCUCCGUGAUGCUUGGUUCAACAUCGUUGUUCAUGGCUUUACACCAGGUACAGACCGUGGCAAGAAAUACGUAGAUGCAUUGCGCAUUAUAGCCGUUCAUUCACCACCCUUGGUUGCCGAGCAGCGGGGAGAACAGGUCGAAAGUGACAUUGAGCUUAACACAGUGCUACGAAGAGGCAUGAGCUCCGACCGAGAGUCUUCAAUCAAGAAGCAGCUCAGUACACUAGUGCCCUCUAAAGCCUCUGAGAUUAGAGGUCUUAGCUACAGAAAGGUCAUCUUCCUACAAACCGCCUAUCUCGUGGAGAGUCUGAGAGCCGAUUCUGGUGACUGCACCAAGGUGUUGUCAUAUUUCCUUGAGCCGAGCAUGCGCCGGGGCGAUAUCAGUAGUGUCAUGGAAGGCAUUACGGGCAUGGUUGUCGACAGAUAUCUCAAGAAGACUCUGAAUGGCAGCCAUGUUACAUUCUCCGCUCAGUAUGCGGCGUCCCAGCUGGCUUCCAUCUUCACCUGCUGUUGUCAUCGUAUCGAACUCGUCCAACAAGCUGCCUACGCUUGCGCCGACCGAAUUGUCCGAGAUGUUCCUUCCGCGCUCUGCCAUAGAUCCUCCCUGUUUGCCCUCUUGGAGCUUCUAUCGCUCAUGUGGUCGAGUUGUCUUGAGGCAGAGACGGAUUUGUAUGAACCAAGGUCUGUGUUCGAGUCUGCUCGCGGCAAUGUUGCGGUCGAGCUCUCUGAUGAUUACGCAUUACGCAGGUACACCCUUGACCGUCUGUACAAGAAGGCUAAAUUUUGGGUCUCCUUGGUGCUUGAUCUCGCGCCGGCAGACAUCAAAGGGCUGUUACAGACGUAUCUCUCAGAGUUCGAUGACGAAGGGGCCUACGGUCAUAUUUCUCUAGGCAGAUCGUUCGCUUUAGAACUGGGAAACCCCGACCCCUUCUUCUUGAAAGAAGAAUUCGCUCCUAGUGACAUUGAUGCCUUGGCCAAGCGCAAACAGCUCGUUCACAAUCUCCUUGCUCCACACACGCGUCUUUUGCAAUUCCUUGCAAGUCACUUCAAUGCAACUAGGCUUGGCAGUCCAGACACACAGAAGAUUUUCCUUCGUCUCCUUGAUCUCACACUAGAUGCCAUUAAGACUGCAACUUCACACCCCAUGGCACGAGAGAUCAGGUUUCAGAUCGUGUUGUUUGGUCUCAAGGUUCUGCGAACCACGUCAAUGGGCGCAAUCGCACAAUGGCGUCUAAAGGACAAGAUUCUAUCAGCAGCUCUGAGUUGGUUCAGCGGUGCGCCGAAGUGGUCGUUUGGCAGCAAUAAUCUUCAGCUCAAGACGGAGAUACGACUGCUGUCAGAUGUGAUCGCUGCUGUCAAAGCCGUCUCUUACAUCAGUGCUCAUCAAGUCAACACUUUGAGAUCACUUCAGUCUAAGGAACAGUUACUCUUGUUACUACUUGAAAACGAGCAGCAGAGGUUGACAGUCUGGGUUUACCCGCUCACUGAGCCUUCAAAAAUCGCGGGUACGGCGGCACAUCCGAAGGGUGGCCUUGAAUUCCCUCGCAUUCACAAAGAAGUACGCUGGCUCUUGCUCAAUUUCCCAUCGAAAGCCAUCGACGAGCCUGAGGCUCUCACAGUCCUUCUUGGCGGCUCACUCCCAGCCGAUGUGAGCUUCCAACUCAAGUAUCUUAUUUUCUGGGCCCCGGUCAACCCAAUUACGGCCGUGACGUAUUUCUUGCCACAGUAUCAAAACCAUCCAUGCCUGAUCCAAUAUGCUAUGAGAGCUGUGGAGAGCCACUCUGUUGAUGUAACGUUCUUCUAUGUUCCUCAGAUCGUACAGACCCUUCGUUAUGAUGCAUUGGGUUACGUCGAGCGUUACAUUCUGGAGACUGCUCAGUUCUCUCAGUUGUUUGCUCAUCAGAUUAUCUGGAACAUGAAAGCAAACUCUUACAAGGACGACGAUGCUCAAAUUCCCGAUGACAUCAAGCCAACGCUUGACAAGGUUAUGGAUCGCAUGGUUGAGAGCUUCUUGCCUCACGACCGCGAGUUCUAUCUAAGGGAGUUUGCUUUCUUCGAUGAAGUUACUGGCAUUUCAGGAAAAUUGAAGCCCCUCAUCAAGCGUUCGAAGCCUGAGAAGAAACAAAAGAUCGAAGAGGAAUUGCGUAAGAUCAAGGUCGAAGUCGGAGUUUACUUGCCUAGUAACCCCGAUGGCGUGGUCAUUGGAAUUGACCGCAAAUCUGGCAAGCCGCUUCAAAGUCACGCCAAGGCACCAUAUAUGGCUACCUUCCGAAUCAAAAAGAAUAAGGGUGGCGUUGAAGAGACAGAAGAAGUUGUUCAAGAGACUGCCGCGCACCAUGGUGAAGCUCCUACGCAGAACACCAUCGAGGUCUGGCAGUCAGCUAUCUUCAAGGUCGGUGACGACUGUCGCCAGGAUGUUCUCGCCCUGCAGAUGAUUGCUGCUUUCCGAGGCAUCUUCCAUAAUGUCGGACUGGACGUGUAUGUCUUCCCCUAUCGUGUCACAGCCACUGCGCCUGGCUGUGGUGUGAUUGAUGUUCUUCCCAACUCCAUCUCCCGAGAUAUGCUCGGCCGAGAAGCUGUCAACGGUCUCUAUGAAUAUUUCAUUUCCAAGUACGGCAACGAGGAUUCGUUGCGCUUCCAACAGGCGCGCAACAACUUUGUCAAGAGCAUGGCCGCUUACAGCAUCAUCUCGUUCCUACUGCAAUUCAAGGAUCGACACAAUGGCAACAUCAUGGUCGAUGACGCAGGUCAUAUUCUGCACAUUGACUUUGGCUUCAUCUUCGACAUUGCUCCUGGCGGCAUUAAAUUCGAGCGUGCGCCUUUCAAGCUAACAUCUGAGAUGGUCGCUGUGAUGGGCGGUAGCGCAGAGCACCAGAGCUUCAAGUGGUUCGAGGAGCUAUGUAUCAAGGCUUUCCUGGCUUCACGCCAGCACAUCGAGAAGUUGAGCCAGAUUGUUCUCCUCAUGAUGGACAGCGGCUUACCUUGUUUCAAGCCGGAGACGGUCAAGCAUUUCAAGGAGAGGUUUGUCCUAGAGAAGACGGAACGAGAGGCUGCGGAUUUUGUGAAGAUGUUGAUCAGGAAGAGCUAUAGCAGCUACUCCACGGGCGUCUAUGAUCAGUUCCAGCUGAUGACAAAUGGGAUUCCCUAUUAG